Quercus lobata is the source of this 267-nucleotide messenger RNA. Its product is annotated as glycine-rich cell wall structural protein 1-like. The coding region runs from base 1 to 267 and encodes 88 amino acids. The transcript has a single exon. The record is from RefSeq and is a predicted model, not a curated record. NCBI's taxonomy places the organism in Eukaryota, Viridiplantae, Streptophyta, Magnoliopsida, Fagales, Fagaceae.
AUGGCGAGAGAUUUUGUUGCCCUAGUUCGUGCUCAUGCAGAUGAUGCGGGUGUUGUGGUAGAGAGCUCGAGUGGCCUACUUUUGUUGGGCAUGAUUAUCAUGUCCCUCUCUAUUAUAUCAAUGGUAAUAUUUGCUUGUACAGGUGGGGGUGGUGGUGGCUGUGGCAGGCGGGGUUGGAUUUUUGGUGGUGGAGGAGGUAGUGGUGGGGGUUGUGGUGGUGGAGGAGGUGGUGUUGGUGGUGGGGGUGGGGGUGGAGGUGGGUGUUGA